AUGAAAUUACAACUGGUGAAUUAUGCUAAAUGGAGGUGUCCAAAUGCUGAUGCCGGUCACUUGAAGAACAAUAAUGGUCAUGGUGAGAAUAUCGCACAGGGAUAUGGCGCUAGUCCCGACUAUACUACCGAGGUGGAUUUCAAUUCGUGUUCAGCUGUGAUGGAUUAUUGGGCUUCUGAGGAAAAGGACUACGACUACGAUGGGCAUGGGCAAAAUAACCGUGGUACUGUGGGACACUUCACACUGGUGAAUUAUGCUAAAUGGAGAUGUCCAAAUGCUGGUGCCGGUCACUUGAAGAACAAUAAUGGUCAUGGUGAGAAUAUAGCACAGGGAUAUGGCGCUAGUCCCGACUAUACUACCGAGGUGGAUUUCAAUUCGUGUUCAGCUGUCAUGGAUUAUUGGGCUUCUGAGGAAAAGGACUACGACUACGAUGGGCAUGGGCAAAAUAACCGUGUGUUUCACAGACGACAAGAGUUUCUAUGGAUCGGUUCAAUACCUGCUCUUCAAGAGAAAAGUGAUCACAAAUUAAUGUCUAAAGACAUUCAUUACGGACGACACGAAUCGGCUUUUGAUGACUUUGGUCUUCAAAGUGUGAAUUUAUUGAGAAAUAAUAUAACGUGCGGUGUUAUUCCCUACACCACAGAUGUGGACACCGGGACGUGGGCUGCCUUUGCCUCCGACCAACUUAUCGAUGCCUUCAUUCAUAACGACGUGAACUUAAAACUAUUGUAUAUUUACGGCGCGGUUAAAAAUGGUCUUCAAUUUGCUUUAUAUACUGAACUAGACUUAAGACUAGAUAUGUUUUUCACGUACAAAGAGGGACCAAACCUCUCAUAUACAGCACAUAUUCCCUGGAAAAACGCAUACUUUCGGUACAUUUACCCGUAUUUCACUUUAUGUUCGGCUGAAUUACUUGGACUUAAAGUACUGGUGCCCUGCAAUCCUGUCGAUGUUAUUACUGCCGAAUACGGGCCACAUUGGUAUUUACCCAAAACCGAAUGGUCUUACGAUUCA
Medioppia subpectinata is the source of this 1014-nucleotide messenger RNA. The record is from the annotation of a GenBank genome assembly. Lineage: Eukaryota; Metazoa; Arthropoda; Arachnida; Sarcoptiformes; Oppiidae.